Messenger RNA from Opisthocomus hoazin, 2685 nucleotides. The record is from RefSeq and is a predicted model, not a curated record. NCBI's taxonomy places the organism in Eukaryota, Metazoa, Chordata, Aves, Opisthocomiformes, Opisthocomidae.
AUGACCAUCGUGCUUGUCCAUAUUCCUUCCGCAGUGCACACACAGUCGCAGAGGAGUGAGAAGGUGCGAUGUUCAAACCACGAUGCGACACACAGGCUCGUUCUCUGCCACGAUGGGAGGCUUUUUGAACAUGGGCCUGCAGCUUCAGCUGACUGCUCUACGACAAGGCUGGUGAGAGAACUGUUAAACCAAGCUAUUGUUCAAGUAGCGUGUGGGGACCAGCACGCCAUGGCGCUCUGCAGAGGAGGUGAGCUCUUCGCUUGGGGCCAGAAUGGCCAUGGACAGCUUGGAGUGGGGAGCCAGACCACGCUCAUCCCCCAGCCACAGCUAGUGAAAAGGCUAAAUGGCAUCCCACUGGCUCAGAUUGCUGCUGGAGGAGCUCACAGCGCUGCCGUGUCACUCUCUGGGGCCGUGUAUACCUGGGGAAAGAACGAUUUUGGACAGCUGGGGCUUGGAGACACGGAAGACAGGGACUGCCCGUCAUGCGUUGGAGCAUUAGAGCACUGGAAGACUGUCUUUAUCUCGUGUGGGGCAGAUCAUACCGCGGUUCUCUCCAAGGAGGGGCUGGUGUGCACCUUUGGAGCAGGAGGGGCUGGCCAGCUUGGCCACAACUCCACCCGGAAUGAACUCACGCCUCGUGUCGUGGCCGAGCUGUGGGGAGCAAGAGUUUCGCAGGUUGCCUGUGGCAGACAGCACACCCUGGUCUAUGUCCCCGCCUUGGACGAAGUCUAUCGGUUUGGUUCUGAUGAAGCAGGGCGGCCGGGAGAUGAGAGAAAGCCUGAUCAGCUGAUACCGCUUCCCAUCAAUUCAGCAGUGAAUGCUGGAAAAUCCUGUCAGGAAAACAACACGUCACAAGAGGUGACUGAAAUUAGUGCAGGAGGAAACCAAAAUAUUGUCCUUUGCAAGAACAACAAGAAUUCCUCUUUGAAUGGAAUUGCCACUCUGAAGGAUGCAGAUGUGGAUGCAUGGAUUUCUAAUUCUAAUUUGCAACGCUGGGAGACUACAAAAAAGAGUAUCAGACUGAUCUUCUCAUCUGAGGCUUGCAUCAACGGAAGCUUCCUGGAGGAAAGAGACAAACAUUUCAAAACUUCCAAAGAAGUCUCAGGUGUAGACAUGUCAGAGGUGCAACGUUUUUAUGAGAAGAUCGGCAAGAAGCCAAAAGUCUUCCAGGAGGUGCAAAAGGAGAUCAAGAAGUUACUGCCAUCAUUGUCUUCCUCUCCCACCUCGCCUGAAAAUUUCAGAGUGUACUUGAUCCUGCCUUUCCUUCUGCAGAGAGAGGACGACAGCUCAUACCAUUCUCUCAGGCUGCUAGCACAAGCCAUCACGAAGCUCCAGCCAAAGGACAUGCAAACUCUUGAAUGCCUGUGGUCGAAUCUAGAAACCACCUUUUUCAAGCAGCUGGUCAUUUUGUAUCAGAGGGUUUCCCAGAAAAACCUGUCUCAGUUAAUCAGGGAAGUCGGAGAUCAGCAAAGAAAACCCGACCCACACGGAACAGAGACCCUGCAAAUACUGCAGAGCCUUUACCAGGUGAACUCCAGAACUGGUUUCAGAGUACAAGAAAACAACUUCUGUGUGCCUCAAGUGAAACUGAUUAUCAAAUCCUGUGGGUUGUUUGAUGCAGGAUCCCUGCAGAUUCUCCUGCGGACGCUGACCAGAUACCCAUGCGUCUUUGACAUGCAAGACAAGAUCAACGUUUAUUACAUAGAACGCAAUGCUGCGUUCUGCUCCUUUACCAAUAACAAGCCUGCGAGGGAGAGGAGGGGAACAAGGACAGUCAGCGUGGGCAGGGAGGGGAGCAUGCCCCCGCGGGCCAUCGGCCCGGCUUCGCCGCUCCGGCUGGCGGGUCCUCAGUCCUCAGCUGGGGGCUUCUUCCCCGUCUUCCUGGCAGCUUCCGGGACCAUGUUGGGGAUGCCGUCGAUGACGGGGGCGCUGUACAACGGGUACCAGGCGCCCUUCCCCUUCCCCGGGGCCCUCUACAAGAAGCUGCUGGGCCUGGCGCCCGGCCUGGAGGACCUGGAGGAGCUGCUGCCUGUCGAAGGCCGGAGUCUUCGGAGAAUUUUGGAUGAAGAUUAUGAUCAUAUACUUGAGAGCCUGGACAUGGACUUUACGAUAAUGGAAGAAGGUUCCAUGGUUGCUGUUGAACUUAAAGAAAAUGGCGCCAACAUUCCCGUCACUAGGGAUAACAGGAAAGAAUUUGUGGACUUGUAUGUGAAUUAUGUGUUCGAUGAAUCGAUACGGAAGCCAUUUGAAGACUUUAAGAGAGGGUUUUUAAGAGGCUGCCCGGUUACAACGUGGAAGAUAUUUCUCCCCCUAGAGCUCCAGAUGGUUCUCCAGGGACACACAAAAAUUGACUGGCAUCUGCUGGAAAAGAAUGUGAAAUACUACCAGUAUGAAAAGUUAGAUCAAACCAUCAGGAAUUUUUGGAGUGUGUUUCACAAACUCCCAGAAGAAAAAAAGAAAAUGUUUCUUGCUUUUUUGUCAGGAUGUGAUCGAAUCCCUGGCUGUGGACUGGAACAUUUUAGAUUUUCUAUUGCAGAUCCUCAAGCAGAAAAUCCAGAUGAGCUCUGUCUUUCUGCCAGUACCUGCCAACUCGUUUUGUUCCUCCCCAGAUACAGCAGUAAAAGCAUACUCAAGAAGCAGUUGCUUUAUGCCAUAGAGCAUAAUGAAGGUUUUGGCUUGAGCUAA